UCCCCAGCUGUACAUGGCUCUCUCGGGACUGAGAUGAUGAGAGAUGUACUUGUGUGCUCAGGGCAUAGUGUCUGCUUCGAAGGGGAUAUGCUUCUUGUCCUCACUCUGCCAUCCUGCUGAAGUCUCCAUCGCCGGUUUCUCAGUAACCGUGUGGUGAUUUUAGAUACUACAGCUCCCAGCAUGCAAUUGUACCGGUGGGUGGAGAACUGGAGGAGGAAGUCUUACCUGCCAGGACAGUUUGCAGGGUCAGGGCAGGACGAUUCCUUUGACUUCCUGUUUAAGAUCAUUCUGAUUGGGGACUCCAACGUGGGCAAGACCUGCGUGGUCCAGAAUUUCAAGUCAGGGAUCUUCACUGAGAAGCAGCAGAAUACCAUCGGGGUUGACUUCACAGUCCGGACACUGGAAAUCGAGGGCAAAAAAAUCAAGAUGCAGGUUUGGGACACUGCCGGCCAGGAGCGCUUCCGCACCAUAACUCAGAGUUACUACCGCAGUGCCCACGGCGCCCUGAUCACCUACGACCUGACACGCCGUGCCACUUUCGAGUCUGUCCCCCAGUGGAUCCAUGAGGUGGAGCAGUACGGGGCUGCCAGUGUGCUGCUCGUCCUCAUCGGGAACAAGUCAGACCUGGAGUCCCAGCGGCAGGUUCUGUUCGAGGACGCCUGCACGCUGGCAGAGGAGCGGGGCAUGCUGGCGGCCCUGGAGACGUCGGCCAAGGAGUCGCACAACAUCGAGGAGGCCUUUCUGCUGAUGGCGCGAGAGCUGAUGGCGCGCAACGGCAUGAUGGUCCAGCAGCAAUCGCCGCAACAGCAGUCUCACAUCCUGCUGCGUGCCAACUCAAGGCCCAUCGAAGGCCCAUCUCCAGCGGAGAGGAAGGCCUGUAACUGCUGAGGGCUGGCUGGGGAGGCUCUUAGGCCCACUCACGCUCAUCCGACUCGGCUGUCGCAGUGAUGGAGAAUCCCCUCAACAUGGCUGGUCCUAGUUGGAGAGGGGGGGGGGUGGGACAACAAAAUAUACUAUGAAUAAGCGUGUUAUUUAAUUUACCGUAUGGUCAAUUUGUCUUUUUUGAACAAGCUGACAGGAUCACAGAUGCAUGAAUGUGAAACAGAGAUAGAUGCCAAAAUCUAAACUCAUUAUAAAGAAGCCAGAUGCCUUUAAGUUGGUGGUGGUUGAGGGUCAGAGUUCUGCCGGUUUUUGAUUAGUGUUUUAUACAGAUAAUACCAAGUAAGGUCAUUCUCAGCAGAGUUAACAUGCAGGGGCGGGCUUAGGGCACCUCUGCUCUGCUCUGCUCGUCCCGUUCAAACGCUGCAUUGUUUUGUUCUAAGCCUCAAGUGCUGCAAGCAGGGAAAAGGCUUCAGAAUGAGGAGGGCAGCACCUGUUCAGGAUAUUUUAUGGGUCACUUCGAGUUUCACUUCAAUAAAAAAAGACACAUACUGCAA
Messenger RNA from Brienomyrus brachyistius, 1436 nucleotides. RefSeq names its product ras-related protein Rab-19 (gene rab19). The transcript has 5 exons. Gene Ontology annotation, cellular component: trans-Golgi network. The record is from RefSeq and is a predicted model, not a curated record. Gene Ontology annotation, molecular function: GTP binding; GTPase activity. NCBI's taxonomy places the organism in Eukaryota, Metazoa, Chordata, Actinopteri, Osteoglossiformes, Mormyridae. The coding region runs from base 181 to 888 and encodes 235 amino acids.